AGCUUGCCUCCACUAUGCAGCUUUAUCCUCAGUCAGUCUGUCAGCUCACCUUUCUGAGCCUCUGCUGCGUACUGAUUGCAGUGAGAGAGUCCGACAGCACGUUUGUCCCGGGAAGAUGUUUGUGUCCACAGACGCAACCAGGUGUCAGAGGGCAUCUGAAAGAGAUCACAGUCUACCCAAAACGCCCCGGCUGUGAUAAAUUCACAGUAAUAGUAACUCUGAGAAGUAAUCAGCCAGUGUGUCUGAAUCCUGAGGCACCGAUGGGCAAACAGCUGAUUCGCUGCUGGAAAAGAACUCAUAAGUUGGGUCGUGAUGUGAAGCUGUGCCUGAGGAGGAUGAGGAGGGGGAGAGGAGGUCAGCGCCAGCGAUCUCGACAGAGGAGCCGGGGCCACAACAGAAAAGCCUCAUCCUCUAACUCCCAGUAGUCAACCAGUCUGAAAGAUGAUACAAUACUACUGCAAGGAGAGAAGCGUGUACAUGCUGAUUGUUGCCACACUGUGGACUCCAGGCCGCUAGACGCCGUAAAAAAAACAAAAUGCACCACUUUUCUUUCUAUAAAGGUCACUAUGACAUCAAGCUCCCCUAAACUGUUGCUUGGACUGUAAAUCAAACUCUUUUUCUAGGCCAGCAGCAGGGAGCUUUAUGUUUUCUGUGCAAAUGAGUGAUGUGAUGUUAAAAACUAAGCCCUGGAGGCUUGUCAUAAAUGUUAACAGUUUUAGCUUCAAAACACUGUAAAAUGGUCAAUGUAUUGUUUUUGUGUAGCCCUGUGUAUGCAGCUGGACAAGCUAACUGAAGAGACUUAUUUGGUUAUUUAUUUUUAUAUUAAUAUGGGCAUUUUUCAGACAUUGUUUUUUUAAAUAAAGAUAUCAGAAAAAUA
This is a messenger RNA of Micropterus dolomieu (smallmouth bass), 877 nucleotides long. Its product is annotated as C-X-C motif chemokine 9-like. Gene Ontology annotation, biological process: antimicrobial humoral immune response mediated by antimicrobial peptide; inflammatory response; chemokine-mediated signaling pathway. The transcript has 4 exons. Lineage: Eukaryota; Metazoa; Chordata; Actinopteri; Centrarchiformes; Centrarchidae. The record is from RefSeq and is a predicted model, not a curated record. Gene Ontology annotation, molecular function: CXCR chemokine receptor binding; chemokine activity. Gene Ontology annotation, cellular component: extracellular region. The coding region runs from base 15 to 425 and encodes 136 amino acids.